AUGUCUGGAACACAAAUCGGCUGGGUCGGCCUCGGGUCGAUGGGCAUUGGUAUGUCCACGAACCUGCAAAAGUUCCUCUCGUCCUCCGGCGCUCCUCCUCUGCUCUACACGAAUCGCACGCUGUCGCGCGGGGAAUCUCUGAAGGAGCUCGGCGCAAUUCCUGUGGAGACGGUCUCUGAGGUGGCCAAGAAGUCAUCAAUCAUCUUCUCUUGUGUGAGCAACGACGCUGUCCUUCAGGAUAUCAAGAGCGAGAUUAUCAAGUCAGGCGACAUCACGGGCAAGAUCUACGUUGACUGCUCAACGGUUCACCCCGAUACCUCCGCGAAUGUCUCGAAGCAGAUCACUGAGGCUGGCGGUCAAUUUGUUGCUGCACCGGUCUUCGGCGCCGCCGCGAUGGCCGCUGCCGGAAAGCUUAUUUUCGUCACCGCCGGCCCCGAGUCUGCGACAUCAGCUAUCUCGCUGUACCUGAACGGCGUCAUGGGACGCUCCGUGAUCCCCAUGGGAACCGACGUCACAAAGUCCAGCUUGCUCAAGAUCGCCGGGAAUAUCGUCGUGGUCUCCUUCAUGGAGGUGCUCUCCGAGGCCCACGUAUUCGCAGAAAAGACUGGGCUUGGCUCGCCUGUGCUAGAGAACAUGAUCUCCGACAUGUUUGGUCCUGUGCUUGAAAGCUACAGCAAGCGCAUCACCUCUGGCGCUUAUGCGCCUCCUCCUGACGGCAAGGCUGGUUUCGACGUCGCGCUGGCCAUGAAGGACUUGAGACAUGCGCUGAACUGCGCGAAAGAUGCGGGUACAAGGUUAGAGACGAGCGAAGCGGCGCUGCGACACAUGGAAGCUGCCCGAGCAUUUGAGGCAGAGAGGCCCCUGGAUAGUAGUUCCAUGUACGGUGCUGUUCGGAGAGAAGCGGGUCUGGAGUUUUACUCAGAUGCCUGCAAGGAACGAGACGCAAACAAGUAG
This is a messenger RNA of Colletotrichum chrysophilum, 954 nucleotides long. RefSeq lists its product as uncharacterized. Gene Ontology annotation, molecular function: NADP binding; NAD binding; oxidoreductase activity, acting on the CH-OH group of donors, NAD or NADP as acceptor. Bases 1 to 954 code for a protein of 317 amino acids. The transcript has 3 exons. The record is from RefSeq and is a predicted model, not a curated record. Lineage: Eukaryota; Fungi; Ascomycota; Sordariomycetes; Glomerellales; Glomerellaceae.